Molecule: messenger RNA, 711 nt
Organism: Psilocybe cubensis
Lineage: Eukaryota; Fungi; Basidiomycota; Agaricomycetes; Agaricales; Agrocybaceae
Exons: 4
Coding region: 1-711 (236 amino acids)
Biological process (GO): long-chain fatty acid biosynthetic process; sphingosine biosynthetic process; ceramide catabolic process
Cellular component (GO): extracellular region
Molecular function (GO): N-acylsphingosine amidohydrolase activity
Source: RefSeq, a predicted model, not a curated record
AUGAUGGGCUAUGCAUCGUUGGCGCAGACCGAUACGGGAUUGCACAUGCGCGAACGAAGUCGUGCGUUUAUCGUGGCCGACGCUGCUGCGCCAAGCAACAGGAUUGUGUUUAUUAAUGCCGAUAUCGCAAUGGGCGACUCAGGCGUGCGCCGCUCAAUUGUCGCCCAAUUGUCAUCACAGUUUCCGGGACUGUACACGGACGAUAAUAUUGCCUUUGUUGGAACUCACCAGCACUCAGGUGUUGGUGGGUACUUAGAGAACCUGCUGCCCCAGAUCACCUCAUUGGGGUAUGUCAAGCAGACAGCCGAUGCGAUUGUGGCUGGAUCUGUGUUAGCUGUCCAACGCGCCCAUGCAAAUCUUGCACCAGGGAAGCUCAGUCUUGGGAACACAACGAUCUUGAACGCGAACAUCAAUAGAUCACCGACUGCUUAUCUCGCGAACCCACCUGAAGAGAGGGCAAGAUAUCAAUUCGACCAGGACAAGGAUAUGACGGUUCUACGAUUUGAUGAUGAUAAUGGCAAUGCAAGAGGAUUGUUGAGCUUCUUUGCUGUGCACGGAACAAGCUGGGUGCCUUCUGCGAAAGUCCCGGACAGCCCUUUGACGGACAACCCUGUGAAGCCAACCAUUCAACUUGUGGAGGCACUGUACAAGACUGUCAUGGACGGUGCGUUUGCCAUGGCACGGCAUUAUGGCAACGAACUCAUCUCAUGA